Lasiodiplodia theobromae is the source of this 2955-nucleotide messenger RNA. RefSeq names its product Sec23/Sec24 family protein. The record is from RefSeq and is a predicted model, not a curated record. Gene Ontology annotation, cellular component: COPII vesicle coat; endoplasmic reticulum exit site. Gene Ontology annotation, biological process: COPII-coated vesicle cargo loading; endoplasmic reticulum to Golgi vesicle-mediated transport; intracellular protein transport. The transcript has a single exon. Lineage: Eukaryota; Fungi; Ascomycota; Dothideomycetes; Botryosphaeriales; Botryosphaeriaceae. Gene Ontology annotation, molecular function: SNARE binding; zinc ion binding. The coding region runs from base 1 to 2955 and encodes 984 amino acids.
AUGGCCGACUUCAACAUGUAUCACGCCCUCGGGGCGCACUCGCCCGGCGCGAACGGCCAGCAGCCGUCCCCCCAGCAGAACCAGAAUCAAUACCGCCCGCCCGUCGCUCCGAGCCCCAGCGGCUACCAGCAAUCUGGCUCGUCGUACGCCAAUGCCCCUCCGAACCAGUACGGCACACCGCAACAACCCCACGCCGGCACCCCUCAGCAAGAGCAGGGCUACUUUCCCGCGCAGCCUUCGCCCGGCCAGGCGGACAUGUCGGGAUUGACGCAGCAGAUGGGCGGCAUGGGACUCGGUGUGGACGCUCAAGGCCAGGCGCAAGCACACAGGCCUCACAAGAAGAAGGACAGGCACGCCUACCACCAGCUUGACGCUGCUGGGAGCUCGCAGGCCUACAGCGGGAUCCCUCAAGGAGGCGCGACCACCCCGUCGCAGUUCCUCAACCAGCCCAUAACCCCCGCCAUGAACCAGUUCCCCGCCGCUGCCAGCAACUUUGUCCCCGGGAGCCCCGCCACGCCCAUGCAGCAUGCCGCUCGCGGCGGCACCUUCAAUGGCUCCGUUGCGUCCUCUGCUCAGGGCAAGGUGGAUCCCGAACAGAUCCCCAGUGUCCCCCGGGCUCGCGACGUCCCAGCGCAGUUCUACCAAGAGAACGUGUAUCCGACCAUGGAGCAGCAUCUGCCUCCGCCGGCCGCCAUUCCUUUCGUCGCCUUCGAUCAGGGCAAUUCGGCGCCGCGAUUCGCCAGGCUCACCUUGAACAGUAUACCCCAGUCUGCGGAUGCGCUCGCCUCGACCGCUCUUCCCCUCGGCCUCGUGCUACAACCGCUCGCGGCGCCGCAAGAAGGAGAACAGGCCGUCCCGGUGCUGGACUUUGGAGAGUCGGGGCCGCCCAGGUGCAGGAGAUGCCGGGCGUACAUCAAUCCCUUCAUGACCUUCAGGUCCGGAGGCAACAAGUUCGUCUGCAACAUGUGCACCUUCCCCAACGACGUGGCGCCCGAGUACUUUGCCCCGACAGAUCCCUCCGGCAUUCGCGUCGACCGUCUGCAGAGGCCGGAGCUUACGUUGGGAACCGUGGACUUCAUGGUCCCGAAGGAAUACUGGUCGAAGGAGCCCGUGGGCCUCCGCUGGCUGUUCCUGGUCGAUGUCAGCGCCGAGGCCGUGAACAAGGGCUUCCUCGACGGCUUCUGCGAGGGAAUCAUGAGCGCGCUCUACGGGAGCGAAGGCGAGGGCGGAGAGCAGAACGGAGCGGGCUCGAAGAAACUGCCAAAGGGCGCCAAGGUGGGAAUCGUGACUUACGACAAGGAGAUCCACUUCUACAAUCUGAGCCCGAGCCUGGACAAGGCGCAGAUGAUGGUCAUGCCGGACAUCGAGGACCCCUUCGUCCCGCUCAGCGAGGGCCUCUUCGUCGAUCCGGAAGAGUCCAAGUCCGUCAUCACCGCGUUGUUGACGCAACUGCCCACCAUGUUCUCGCAGAUCAAGAACCCGGAGCCUGCUCUGCUCUCGACUCUUCACUCCGCCUUGGACGCAUUGCAGGCGACCGGCGGCAAGAUUGUCUGCUCGCUCGCAACCCUGCCCACAUGGGGCCCCGGUCGCCUGUUCCUCCGCGACGACGGCAAGGGCCACGGGACGGACGCAGAGAAGAAGCUGCUUACCACCGAGCAUCCCGGUUACAAAAAGAUCGGGGCGAAGCUUUGCGAGGCUGGCAUCGGUAUCGACUUCUUCCUGGCCGCGCCUAGCGGCGGGUAUCUCGACGUCGCUACGAUAGGCCACGUCGCAGAAGUCACCGGAGGCGAGACCUUUUACUACCCCAACUUCCACAGCCCUCGGGAUACUCUCAAGCUCUCUCAGGAGAUCAGACAUACCGUCACUCGCGAAACCGGAUACCAAGCUCUCAUGAAGGUCCGCUGCUCGAACGGUCUGCAAGUCUCCGCCUACCACGGCAACUUUUACCACCACACGUUCGGUGCCGACCUCGAGUUCGGCGUCAUCGACGCGGACAAGUCGAUCGGUGUCAUGUUCAGCUACGAUGGCAAGCUGGAUCCCAAGCUUGACGCCCACUUCCAGAGCGCGCUGCUGUACACGACCGCGAGUGGCGAGAGGAGAGUGAGGUGCUGCAAUCUCGUUGCUAGCGUCAACGACAAUCCCGUCGAGACGAUGAAGUGCGUCGACCAGGAUGCCGUCGUCAACAUCAUCGCCAAGGAAGCCGCGUCGCGCAUGGCGGAGCGCUCUCUCAAGGACAUCAGGAAUGCCAUUACGGAGAAGACGGUUGACAUUCUGGCCGCCUACCGUAAGAACUUCUCGCACGGCCACCCCCCAGGCCAGCUCGUCCUGCCCGAGCAUCUCAAGGAAUUCAGCAUGUACAUGCUGGGCCUGAUCAAGUCUCGCGCUUUCAAGGGCGGCAAGGAGCCGACGGAUCGCCGCGUGUACGACGCACGCAUGCUCAAGUCCAUGGGCCCUACCGAGCUCUCUCUCUACCUCUAUCCCCGCAUCUACUCUCUACACAACCUCGAACCCACCGAAGGCUUUGCCAACGAGAGCGGGCGGCUGCUCAUGCCGUCGGGUGUGCGCGCCACCUACUCCAAGAUUGAAGAGGGCGGUGCCUACCUCGUGGACAACGGGCAACAAGUCAUCCUCUGGCUUCACGCUGCCGUGUCGCCGAACCUGCUCGAGGAUCUGUUCGGGCCUGGUGUCAACGACCUGCGGGCUCUCAACCCCUUCCUGAACAACUUCCCCGUCCUCGAAACCCACCUCAACGCCCAAGUUCGCAACAUCAUGCAGUACCUCGAGCAGGUUCGCGGCAGCAAGGCCGUCACUCUCCAACUUGCAAGACAAGGACUCGAUGGUGCAGAGUACGAGUUCGCCAGGCUGCUGUACGAGGACCGGAACGGAGAGGCACAGAGUUAUGUUGAUUGGCUGGUCCACGUGCACCGUAAUAUUCAGCUCGAGGUAAGUUUAUGA